This is a messenger RNA of Polistes canadensis, 2956 nucleotides long. It is a transcript of the gene smg, whose product is annotated as protein Smaug. NCBI's taxonomy places the organism in Eukaryota, Metazoa, Arthropoda, Insecta, Hymenoptera, Vespidae. Gene Ontology annotation, molecular function: protein binding; translation repressor activity; mRNA binding. Gene Ontology annotation, cellular component: P-body. The transcript has 9 exons. Gene Ontology annotation, biological process: negative regulation of translation; regulation of mRNA stability; nuclear-transcribed mRNA poly(A) tail shortening. The record is from RefSeq and is a predicted model, not a curated record. Bases 521 to 2524 code for a protein of 667 amino acids.
AGCCGCGCCCCGUCACGUUCUAUGAUUGGCUGAUAACAAGUGACAUAUGAUAACCAAUGAGAGAAGUCAUAGAGUCGUCGAGUUUCGAUCACGACAACGAACCAGUGUGGUCACGUAGGCCGACAAUAUCGCAUGUGGUCGAUUAAUGUUUCUCUCGUUUCGAAUCAACGCCGAGUAGUUGAUAGAACGACGAAAAAAAAGAAGAAGAAGAAGGGAAGAAGAAAAACAAACAAAUAAGAAGAAACAUGUUAUAAAAUCCGCGUUGUUUAGUUCAAUUUCUUCGUUCGUUGUGUUGUAUCGUGCAAAACGAGUUAAUGCUGAUACAUAAUAAACGCGUGUAAAAGGAACGACCGAUCAUCGAGCUGCUUGAACUAGGCAGAAAGAGUAACACGAGUAACUUUUGGAAGAGGAAAGAUUUUAAUCAAAGUUCAUAUAACCUCUUCUCGGAAAGCCUUAAACAGCGACUUCUUGGAUGUGAUCAUAGACAUUCUAUCAGUUAUAUCGAUAAGUGUAAUAUAAAAUGAAGUGGUCACCGGGUGCUCUGUUUUGUGAACAAGUUGGUGAACUUACUCGGGUAUUCUCUCAGUGGAACGAGUGCGAACAAACUGUGGUUCUUUAUGCUUUACUACGUCGUGUACCAGCUGUUCAAGCUAGAUUUCUAGCACACGCCAUACAACAUUCUCUUCAUGCUGUUUCUGAUUUGGAUACUCAAGAAUUGAAUGCUAAUAAUCCAGCUUUCAUUGGUUCGUUACUCUCUGAAUCUACUGAUGUUGCCAUCAAUCAACUAUUAACACAUCUCCCACUUUUAAGGCCUGGGAAUAUAGAGUGCAAACAAUGUUAUCUUGUUGCAAUACCUGAGUUAGUUAGUCAUUGCGUGAGCACAGGUCAAUUUACAGAGCAGACCCAACAGUUGCUAAGUUACACAUUAAUUCACCCUGCUAUAACUAGUCAAGAUAGACGUUCACUAACUCAAUGGCUAAAACAUCUUGAAGAGCGUAUCAGUGGUACUGCAAUUCAUAAUCUUGAAGAAUAUACAAACACCACGACUAGGUGGGAUAAUGUGUGGCAAAGGAAUUCUAAACAGCAGCAACAGCAACAACAACAGCAGCAGCAACAGCAGCAGCAGCAGCAGCAACAACAACAGCAACAACAACAGCAACAACAACAGCAGCAACAACAACAACAACAGCAGCAACAGCAACAACAACAACAACAGCAACAACAAUCAAAUGAACAAACACAUUUGUUUGGCACACAGCCAAGUACCACAUUUAAUCUACAAUUUCCUCCUCCUGUAACUCGUCAACGUCGUUCAAAUAGUUUGACUCCACCAGAUGCAUCAGCACAUCAUCUUGAAGUCGUCGAUCGUACCAAUAACGCUAAUAAUUCCACAAGACACAAACCACGCAGUUUUAGUAUUUCCAUAGAUCAUACCAAUAGUCUAAUAGGUUUAAGUCCUCUCAGUCCGCAGAGUUCUUGUGCAAGCAGUGGUAGCGAGGGUCGUUUAGAUGAAGCUUCUAAUCGUACAUUGGCAAGUGGAAUGAAAGAUGUACCAUCAUGGCUUAAGACGUUACGUCUCCACAAAUACAGCUACUUGUUCGUUACCCUAAGCUAUGAAGAAAUGUUACAACUAACUGAAGAUCAAUUAGCUGAACAAGGUGUAACGAAGGGAGCAAGACAUAAGUUAGCUUUAUCCAUUGCUAAAUUGCAACAACGUUAUACAACUCUAGUUAACUUAGAAAAGGAUCUUUUGCAACCAACUCGAGAUAGUACACAAGGUACUUCAUUUUCACAAGGGCCAAUAUUGCUUGUCAACACUCUUGACGAAUUAAAGACCAUAUUAGCGACACCUUUAAAACCAAGUCAGGAAAGCGAUCCUCAGGAUAUACCCACACAAUUUACUAAAGUACUUGGAAAACUUUGUAGUAGACUGGCACUAGACAGCGUUGAUGAUGGAAUUCUAUGUGCAUGCAUUAAUGUGUUAGAAAAGGUAUUGCAACAUGACUGCUUUACUCCCAAUCAAAAGGAAAAAGUACAACAAUGGCGUAGUAGACUUGGUAAUCCACGACCAAUACCAAAAUGGCAAUAUAAUUAUGGAUACAAUAAUCGAAGAUUCUGCAAUCUCCAACAACACAAUAGAAAACCGAGUUUAAAUUUAAAUCAUAUUCAUAAUACUCACUCACAUAAUUCUUUUACCGUUAGUCCACAUAGAAAUAGUAUAUCGACACCAUACAUACAAAAUAAUCAGAUUCAAACUAUGAAUCAGAAUAAUUUACGUCCAGUACAUACGGCUGAGAAAAGACCUAGUUUACAAGAAAGCAGCUUAGAGCAACUACAAAGAACGUUGCAACGAACAUAUAGUGCACCAAGAGAUCAUUUUCUUGGUCAAAGAGGAAGCGGAGGUGGAGGUGAAAAUGGUGGAAAUAAUGGACCAGAAACAACCGAGCCAGAAAUAAAUUUAAGCCUUGAAACGCUCUGCUUGAGAAUGACCGAACAAGCUCUUGACGGUUUUGGCGAAGCUUAAAAGAACAUGUCUCCUUCGCCAUUAUUUUAUUGGACGUAUAGUAAGUUCCAUCUUUAAAACAAAAAAAAUAGAAACGAUACAGAACAAAAAACUUACACAUUAAUAAUACUUGUCCAAAAAAUAAUAGAUUGUUACAAAAAGCAAAAACAAAACAAAAAAAUAAAAGAUAAAAGGGGUGGUGCAAGGUGGGUUAGAAUAAAAGACUAAAAUUACUAUAUAUAUGGUAAAUUUUUGAAAUGAACAUGGAAAGAAUGGAAAUGUGAACAAAUUUGACUGGUCGAUAAUCACAUAUGACAUUAAAUAUAUUAUAUAUAUUCGCAUAUUUUAUUGCGAUAUGAAUAUAUAAAUAUUAAUAUUACACUCUCACGCUUUAAUAACAUUACCAAAUGAAGAAGAAGAAGAAGAAGAAGGAAUAAAAAGAAAUGAAGAAAA